This is a messenger RNA of Exaiptasia diaphana, 2137 nucleotides long. Its product is annotated as rhodopsin. Gene Ontology annotation, biological process: G protein-coupled receptor signaling pathway. Gene Ontology annotation, molecular function: G protein-coupled receptor activity; protein binding. The record is from RefSeq and is a predicted model, not a curated record. NCBI's taxonomy places the organism in Eukaryota, Metazoa, Cnidaria, Anthozoa, Actiniaria, Aiptasiidae. Gene Ontology annotation, cellular component: membrane. The coding region runs from base 17 to 1726 and encodes 569 amino acids. The transcript has 4 exons.
AACGGGUCAGAAAGCAAUGUCGGCCAAGCAGCUUUACGCCUUUGUUUUGCUUUGGAGUAUAACUUUCCUCAAUGUAAAAAGUUUCAAACUUACUGUGAAAAGAUGCACAACUUCAAGAAAACCGAAAAGUUAUAAAGAAACUAGAACACUUGAACAGAUAGAAGAUAUUCAACACAUGAUCAAUUUCAAUCCUGCUGAAAUUUGUGAAAUGAAACUAUCAAAUGGAAGCAUUAUUUCCCUACCAAGUGGUCUACUUAGAAACUUCAGCAGUCUAACAACACUGUCAUUGGCCGGAAGUAAUAUACACAGACUUUCAGCAGAUGCAUUCCUGGGACUUCAAUCUCUUGAGAACUUAGACCUCACAGGGAACCCAAUUCAAGAAUGGAACACAUCCGGGAUAUUAUCUCACACGCCAAAACUAAAAACAAUAGACACUUGGCAACCAAUACCAUGGAAACAUUUGCGUUCAUUGUUGAUAUUACCACAGCUUAAGGAAAUACGAGGAAUAACUUGGAAUCUGAAUUGUUUGAGCUGUUCGUUGAUAAGAUCCACUAAUGAAACACUAUUAAGUGUUUAUAUGAAUGAAACGAGUCGAUUUAUAGAAGGCUACGCUUGUCGCUCCAAGAUUACAUCACCGAGUCUAUCUAUCAGACGUUUAGCGAGUUAUGGUUUCUUAGCAACAUGUGUCCUUAGCAACCAAACGUGUUAUAAAUCAGAGGUCAAGGUCGUUGUCAAGGCACCGUGUAGAAAAACCACACUAUCAGUAAUGUAUGCUGCAUUCUUGCUUGGACCGUUGGCAAUUCUACUGAAUGUUAUUGUAAUCGUAACCGUUUUGAACUCAAAGAGACUACGCCGACACAAGGACAUGAUAUUAGUUACAAAUAUCGCUAUUGGAGACCUCUGUAACGGCGUGUAUUCAAUUCUUAUCGUGUCUAUUCACGCUACUAAGACAUUCCAAGAAAUGCAGAUCUUUGCGAAGCACUACUGUUCCUAUGUAGGGUCGUUCUGGACACUUGGGCUUGGAUUAUCCGUGUGCUUUUCCCUGGUUCUUACCAUUGAAAGGUUCAAAUGCGUUGUCAGAAUUAAAAACAGGCGAAUGAGCUCAGAGGUACUGGUUGCAGCAUCGUUGGUAUGUUGGUUAUGGUCUCUGACUGCAACCAUUCUCCCAUGGUUUGGUAUUGGAUAUUACCAUCUUAAUACAUACUGUAUUCCUGUGUUCCCUGUUGCUAGCAUUCCAGUCCAGUUCUAUUACGGUAUUACUMURGCUGGAAUGUCUGGUCUWAUGUAUCUUAUAACUAUUCCAAUGUACAUAAGGAUGUACARCUUUGUACGAAAYUCRAGCAAAAACAUGAGAAUUCGRGCAGAUAUCGAGUUGGCAAAGAGAGUUUUUACCCUUGUAAUWACAAGUGUMGUAUUCUUUCUUGUUCCUGUGGUUACGUCACUGGUUUUUUCACGUGURAAGCGCAAUACSUCAGAKAUUUCACGUGAAGUAUCUGAAGUACUGAAUUCUGCAUUGCCGUUGAUUUGUCUGUCUAURAAUUCAGUACUCAACCCAGUUCUCUACACGUUCAGGAGUAGGAUGUUUAGAAACGAGGCAUCAACUUGGCCAUGUAGAAUACGGACGAGAACUGGACCGAGUACUGCUUUUAAUCCAGCAUCCAAUGUUCAAUCAGCUUAUGUUAUUCCUUCUACAACGCACGCUGCAAUCUCRCAGUCUAAACUGUGAGUCUGAUUUAGAAAUGUGUCUAGAUGACAGCUCUACUUAGUCAUCAACAACCACAAGUAGAAUGCAAAUACCACCAAAAUACAUUAUUGCUUCCUCGUGAGACCACACUAGCACCAGAGCGCCGAUUUCGAAAAAGUGUCUUCAUAUGACUUAAUUGCUUAUCCAGAACAUACGUUCCCUAGUUGAGCGCUUAUAAGGCCCAUUGAAAAAAGUAUGUUUUCCAAUUAUUCUUAUAUUGUAUGUAAAUAUGAUAUUAUGUUAUGCUUUGAAUUGUAUUUGUUUAAUAUAUUCAUUAAAGAUAUUGUUUUGCCAAUCAAUUAUCCAUGUACUACCACUAAUUAUCGAGCUAAUUAUCAUGUACGAACACUAAUUAUCCAUGUACGAGCACUAAUUAAUUGUUAUAUUGGAAAU